AACAGGUCAUCAUUAAAAAUAAGAAAAAAUCAAGAGAAAGAAAGAAGACAGAACGACAAGGGAAGAAAAGAUGCCAGGAACGCCCAUAAAGUCCUAAGACUUAAUUCCAAUGGGGUCCUUAAAAGCAAGAAAAGCUGGACAAAGGCUAUGUGUACUACGGAAAGUUGCCUCCAAACUUGACACCGAGGGCAGAGCAUCUGUUUAUAAAGCACAAAUCCGUAGUGUACUGGAAUACGCAUGUCUAUGCUGGAUAAAUGCCUCGCCUACUAAUCUGCGUCAACUUGAUAACAUCCAGAAGAAGGCCCUUAAAAUCAUUGGUAUUGAUGAAAACACCGCCAGAGACAGGUAUGCUAUUGAUAGUCUACAGCACCGACGGAUAGUGGCAGCCUUGGCAGUUCUCUACAAAAUGCACACAUCAAAAUGUCCAGCAGAUUUGCAAGUCCUACUUCCCCCUCCAUUCGAAAUACGUCGUUCUACGCGUAAAAGCACAGCAAUGCCAAGUCAUGCCCUUCGUCUGCCAAACUCUAAAACUAGAACGCUUGAUAGAAGCUUCAUCCAUUCUUCAGUCCCGGUUUGGAACUCUCUUCCAGACGAUGUGUAUAAGAGACAGCGUAUAUGGUCAGUAACCUACGAUAAACUACACCAUACACUUAAAGGCCACAAAUCAUAUAUUACGUGUUGUCAGAUUCUAGAAGACGCCGCUUAUACAGGCAGCGCGGAUUAUACGGCGCGAAAAUGGUUAGUAAAAACAGGCGAAUGCCAGCUAGUUAUUGAGGGCCAUGGAGCCCCCAUCAAUCGUCUGAUUUGUACGGGUGAUUUUCUUUUCACAAGCUCCUACGACAGAACAGCAAUGUGUUGGGACCCUGACGAUGGUGAGCUAUUGCAUAUUUUUCGAGGUCAUCGCAGAGGUGUCACCCCUCUGAUGUACAUUCCCGCUGAGGAUGCUCUUAGCGAUGACGUUGUGGACAUAGAAAGUAACAAGGAUAUUUUGAUCACGGGGGCAGCUGAUGGUCUAGCCAAAUCAUGGAGCAUGGACUCCGGGGAUUGUCUAGCCACAUUCAAGGGGCACAAAGGAGCAGUGUUGUGUGUAAACGCAGACCCGACAGGCUCAGUCCUGUACACGGGUAGUACGGACUAUACAAUAAAGAGUUGGAAUAUUCAUACGGGUGAAAUCUACAAAACGUUUGAGGGACAUCAAGGAUCAGUACUUUCCAUUCAGGUUUUUAACAAGCUUAUGUAUUCAGGGAGCUCUGAUCAGUAUGCGAAAUGUUGGGUGACAGAAUUUGGUGAUUGUACCCGUACAUAUAUCGGACACAAACACUCUGUUAGUGCUAUUAAGUUUUAUGAUGGUUUAUUUUACACAGGAAGUGGAGACAAUAACGCAAGGGUAUUUGAUGCGAAAUCCGGGACAUUGAAACGAACUUUUAAAGGUCAUGAAUUUGCUAUCAAUGCCAUAGCGAUCAUUGAAAAGAGGUUAUACACUGCAUCACAUGACGGCAGCGUUCGCAUCUGGGAUUGUUCCGAUCUUAAAAUAGAGAAUCUCGGAGUAGGCGACGACGACGAUGACGAGGAGAAAGAAAAGAAGCGUUUAGAAAAGGAAAGAAAGAAGCAGGAGAAGAAGGAGAAGAAAAUGAAAGAAAGAGAGGAAAAGAAAAAGGCAAAAGAAGAGAAGAAAAAAGAGAAAUCAAAGAAUAAUAAAAAGCAAAUUAUUGAAGAGGAAAAGGUGGAGAAUAAAUCACCAGAUGAUAAUAAGGAGGAAAAGGAGAGUUUACAAGAGAAGAAUAACUUUGAGAAAAAUGAGAAAGGUGAUGACGAAUCAAGCAUGGCGAGCGAGAAGAAAGACAGCGUCAAAGCUGAAAACGAAGAUGACGCCUUAGACGAUAUAGACGACUUCUCUGACGAGGAAUUAGACAAUGAAAUUAAGAAUAUUGAUCAAAAUAUGCAAGAAUAAAUAUAAAAUAAAUAAAUAAAUAUAUAUAUAUUAUAGUAAUAGGGCCUAAAUACGUAUUUGCAACAAAUGUGACGCCAUUGCUAAAAUUACAAACCUGUGCUUUAAUUUUCUGACAGAAAUAGUUUUAGUAAAAUUAUUUAAACGAUAAAUCGUUUUUGAAGCGUUAAAAUAGUUUAUAUAAAUCUGUUUUAUACUUCUGAAUAAAUUUCUAAGCCGGUCCAUCCAGUGUAUGAUGGCUUGUUUCCUAUUAAACCGAAUUAUUUCAGUUUUGUUAAAAUAGCUGUUUAAAGUAGUUCAUGCAAAUGGAAUAAUAGGUCUGCAAACUAUGCGGAACAAUAUUGUAAAACGUAAACGCAUUAUGUUUGCCUGAAUUUGAAAUUGGAAUGCGUUAUAAGUAUUGUAUAUUUAUUGUGUUGAUCUUUGGGAAUUUUCUCUAAUUGAAAUACUGUUUAAUAUGCGGAACAAUAGCAUUUCUAACAAUAUUGCUCAUAUUUUAUGACCAAUUAAACAACGAUGCAAUACUUUGGCAUCCAGCAUUGGGCUUGUCGAUGUUGCCGUGAGUGGCCUUGGAUU
Messenger RNA from Anneissia japonica, 2524 nucleotides. RefSeq names its product WD repeat-containing protein 86-like. The coding region runs from base 110 to 1951 and encodes 613 amino acids. NCBI's taxonomy places the organism in Eukaryota, Metazoa, Echinodermata, Crinoidea, Comatulida, Comatulidae. Gene Ontology annotation, molecular function: protein binding. The record is from RefSeq and is a predicted model, not a curated record. The transcript has 6 exons.